Messenger RNA from Coniophora puteana RWD-64-598 SS2, 1341 nucleotides. RefSeq lists its product as uncharacterized. The coding region runs from base 25 to 1341 and encodes 438 amino acids. The transcript is spliced from 16 exons. The record is from RefSeq and is a predicted model, not a curated record. NCBI's taxonomy places the organism in Eukaryota, Fungi, Basidiomycota, Agaricomycetes, Boletales, Coniophoraceae.
GAUCGUCCAGAAUGUGCACAUGGCAUGGCCAGAUGGUACAUAUGGAGAGGCGUCGUCUACCCUUCGUGCCGUUCGACGCUUCCAGACGGCCCCUGGGUCUCGUUGAAGCACCAGAGUUACUAUCCGCAGACGCGUGAUCCCGCCAGCGUCCCCAUUCCACGUCGCUGCAGAGGCGCUCAAGGAAUCAACACCGGUAUUUGCUGCGUAGCUAGCACCAUUGCACCGCUUGCAACAAGAGUAUCAUAUUGCCUUUGGGGGCCGACCGGGCGACCAGCUUGCGCACGACUGCGUCCACGUAGAGGCAGCGCACAGAUCCAGCGUGUGUACUUAAAAGAGCCGAACACUAGCGGGAUGUACGUCGUCGAGGACGAUCCGGAUGACUGGUACACCAUCCUCAAGUGGAAGACGGCGGAGAACUUCUAUGUGGUGGGACUGGCAAUGAUGUAUUACGAUUGGAUCUUGAACUUGCCGAGCGAGAUUGAUUUUGUAUGGCGGCGACGCAUGUCUUUGGCGUCGGUACUAUACCUCUUGCUUCGGUACAUGUCUCUCGCCAUGAUCUUACUCCACGCACUUUGGGGAUAUAACGUACCAAUGACCGAUGAGGUAAGCUUGAGGAUCAACAUCGCUGUCUACUACCUGAUCUCAUUUUGCAUUCCGUGCAUACAAGGGAUCAUGCUCAUGCGCGUCUGCGCCAUCUACGGGCCGUCUAGAUAUGUGCACAAGAUCCUCAAGAUCGGGUUUGUGAUCGAGCAGGUAGCGAUCCAGUCCAUGACUUUUGCGACAUACCGAUAUGGGCCUGGCACUCACGGUAUCGAGUCGAGAUUUUACAGCUGGUCGAACUGCAACACAGAGAUUGCGCUGCAGGACACACUGUUCGCGCCAUGGUACUUCGUGCAGCUCACGUUUGAGCUGAUGAUGCUCUCGGUCUCGCUAUUCUGCCUCUACCGCCAUGCGUGCGAGGUGCGCGCUCGCUAUCGGCGGUGGGACUGGAACGAUCUCUUCAUGACGAUGAUUCGAGAUCAUACGCUGUAUUUCGUCAUGUAUGUCGUCUGGGGGACGAUGAACGGUACCUCCAACCUCAGCGAUUCCGUAGCUCCAUUCAUCCGGGAAGAGUUGUACAACGGGUUCAACUUUCUGCUCGGGUACAUCCAGCAGUACAUCCUCGUGCCGCACCUCGUCCUUGACAUGCGCAAGCGGUGCAGCGUCCUGGGUGAUGAGGACGUCUCACUGAAUGAUGUCAGCCUCGGUUCGGUCAAGUUCACACCACCGCGACUGUCACUGGCGACUAUGGCGAUGACGUCGACGAGCACGAGGAAUGGUCAUCAGACUACUGAUACAUAA